UAUCCUUCCAUCCUUGCCUUCUUCCUUCCCUCGUCCUUUCUUCAAUCCCUCCUUCCCACCUUCCCUACUUGCCUCCCUCCACUCCCCUGUCAUCACUUUGUUUGCUGGGGUGAACUGGGGUGCGGUGCGUCGAGCGGCUCUGUGUGUACUCUGUGGCUGCGCGUUUUCUCAAUGCGUAAAAAGGCGUGCGCGUCGCGCAUCUCCACUUUUCGGCGAGUGAGAAGAGGUGGGACCUCGGAAACGUAUUUAUAGCAGCAAUUGGCGAUCAUAAAAAGGUGUUUCCCGUUGGAAGAAGUGAAGGGAUCAUAUUAAACACUGUGUGGACGACGUUUCUUCAGAGUCGGACAGCGGAGCGAACAGCAGUGAUCAUGGAAUCUAAUCAUGUAAACGCACAUGAACCUGAACUGGUGCCACACAAAGGCAUCAAGCUGAUCGAGGGGACGCAUGAUCCGGAUGAUGUGGACCAGAUUUGCAACCUGGAGAUCAGGGACUCGGAUGUGUUUGUCAUCACAUACCCAAAGUCAGGGACAAUCUGGAUGCAGCAGAUUCUCCUGCUGCUUGAGUCAAAGGGAGAUGUGACCGCCGUCAGUAAACUCAGCAAAUAUUCCAACGCUGACCUCAUCCCCUGGAUUGAGCUGAAGGGCAACAGGCAGGCGUUCAUCACGGCCCCGUCACCCAGACUGAGGGUCACCCAUCUGCAGCACCACGUCAUGCCCUCUGCCCUGAGCCAGAGGGGCAAGGUGAUCUACGUGGCAAGAAAUCCCAAAGAUGUCCUUGUGUCUUACUAUCACUUCCAUAAGGUUGCAAACAUGUUGGAAACGCCGAGGGAUUUCAGUGACUUCUUUGAUAAAUUUUUGAGAGGAGACGUGUUUGGGUGUAGCUGGUUCGAUCACGUUAAGACGUGGCACUCACACAAGGAGGAUAUGAACAUGCUGUUCAUCACUUAUGAAGAAAUGAUUCAAGACCUGCAGUCUGUAGUGAGGAGGAUCUCUUUGUUCUUGGGCAAGGAGAUGACUGAUGAGCAGCUGGCAAAUGUGGUGAAACACAGCACCUUCAACAUCAUGAAGAAGAUCCCUCAUGCCAACUAUGAACAGGUGCCAGGUGAUCUACUCAACCACCACCAAGGAAGAUUCAUGAGGAAAGGCACCAUCGGGGACUGGAAGAACCACUUCACUGUGGCCCAGAAUGAGAGGUUUGACGAGACCUUCAACAAAGAGAUGAAGGAUGUUCCUCUGUCUUUUAUCUGGGACAUCCUGGACAUUGAGUGAGCAGUUUGUUGCUCUCACGACAACAAAGAGAACAACAAGAAGAAACAGUUGCAACUACAUGAACUCUGCUUUACAGAGACAGCGUCUGCUUCUCUUUCCCUAUGUAUAUAUUAGCAUCUGAGGGUACAUUUCAAUUUAUGGCAGUUUCCUCCCCCAUUUUAGUUCAGAAACCUAUGCAAAUCUCUAUUGGGGUAUCUUAUAAUACCAUUGAGAUCAUGGAAUGGCUAGGUUGUGGUCUAACUAUAGCAGCCUUGUUUUUUAGUCAUGUACAUUACAGUAUUACUGCUUGCUGAUGCACUGAAUGCUCUUCGAAUCAAGCUGCAUUUACAACUAAAUUACCAGUUGCUUUGAAAAUAGUAGAAAUGUAUUGCAUACCAUUCUCAUAUAUCUAAUUUGUUAUCAAUGAGUUAAACCAUUGGAGGGGGGCUUAAGCCCCCCUAAAAUGUGCUUCAGCCCCCCAAAAUAAUUAUUGUGAUUUUUUUUUUUUUUUAAUUAAACUAUUGUUUUACACAUGGACAAGUUAUUUAUAACUCUAACAUGCUACAUGUCAUUUUAAAUUGACUUCAGUGCCAUGAACAUGUCUUCUGAUCUGAUAUUGACCUCAACCAUGAAUAAAUUGAAAUAAACGUGUAUAUAUACAGUAAA
Molecule: messenger RNA, 1913 nt
Organism: Pleuronectes platessa (European plaice)
Lineage: Eukaryota; Metazoa; Chordata; Actinopteri; Pleuronectiformes; Pleuronectidae
Product: amine sulfotransferase
Exons: 7
Coding region: 369-1268 (299 amino acids)
Biological process (GO): sulfation
Cellular component (GO): cytoplasm
Molecular function (GO): sulfotransferase activity
Source: RefSeq, a predicted model, not a curated record